UUUUGAUUGAUCGUAGUGAUUGUUGUGCAAAUUGACAAUGGGAUAUAUCUGUGUGUGUGUAUAUAAUGCAUAGUGUUAUAUUUGGUUGGAAUGUUUUAAUGAAUUAAUUUUUGUGUGGAACGGACAGCAGAACGGGUGGUCGUGGCGGUGCGUCAGCCGCGGCUCCAAAGUGAGACCGGCUGCAAGCGUAGAAGAUGCUCUGAGUGCUCGAGCGCACAAAGCCCCCCCUGUAAUUUUGGAAUCAGCCCCAAAAAAGCAAUCACCAUCCCCCCGAACACAACAAUAACAAACGAAAAGUACGGACAGAUUUCAGCAGUAACUCGAUUCCUAUGCACGUUGCCAUGGAAGUACCUACUGAUCCAAAGCCGAAGAAGUUUGUGCUGGCCUUCAAGCCAAACACACUGCUGAGCAAUUCCCAGCUAAUGCAUGAUGACGGCAGUAAGAGGGACGGAUCAGAAUCACCGCAGGCCACUGAUGACUUCCUCACCAUCAUACCUAAGCCAACAUUGCUUAGUAAAGAACGGGCGAAGAAACGGUUGCAGGCAUUCAGUUCACAGAAGUUAUCAUCACCUGUUGCCAUCAAGAAACCUGUAGUUAAGAAAGUGCUGGAAAUCAAAGAGGAGAAAUUCGAUGAUGAGCAAGUUUUGACAGUGGAGGAGAAUAAUGUGUUGAGGAAACCGUUGAUCUUUGAUGAUAGAUUUGAGCUAAAGACAAAGAACACCAUCUAUCAAAUUGGGGACGAUCUGAGGAAGCAGCAAGAUGAUAAAUUAGAAGCACCUGUGCAGGUGCAAAGACACCCAAUAUCCCAUUCUCAGAUGAAACACAGGAGAGCGAAAAGGGAGAAAAUGCAUAAAUAUCAUGGCAGAUCACAGCCUAGAGAGAGGAAAAACUCUAACAGGUAUCCUAUUUGCUGGGAUGACUUCAGGGAUGGCAAGUGUUGCUUAUCGGAAAUUCGGAAGAUGAACGAACUCUCAGAAAUGUGCACGAAAGAUUUCGUUAAGACGUCCAAUUUUGAGGUUCCCAAUAUGACUUUGAGACAGUUCAAGUAUAGACGGGUGUCCGGGAAAAAGAAGCUCUCGAUACCGUUGCAAUACGUGCGCUUCACGUUAACCGCACCCAGGGUGCCGUACAGCGUGAACCUCAGGCACAUGCCGCAACCUGUGUUCUGCACGGUCAAACAGGUGCAGGAGAUGAUGCCCAAACGGCAACGGGAAUCGAUUAAGAGUUUCAUGAAGAGAUUGGGAGAUGCGAAAGAGUCGCAUCAUCAACAUCAUCAUCAUCAACAUCGACACUGGUACAGUAAGGAUGUUCUCCCCAAUUUGGUGCAUGUCAAAAACGAAAUGGAGAGCAGCUCCAGGAGGGACGAGGAUUUUAAGCAAUUCAGCAACAGAAGCAAAUCAAAAUCAGAAGAACGCCAUAGGCAUUAUAAGCAACAUAAGUUUGAAGAAAUCGGUAAAAGGUAUGAAGGGGAGAGUUUUAGAAAUUUGGAUGAAGUUAAAAUGGAAACUGCAGCUGCUGCAAACGAUCCCUACGAAAUGCACUAUCAUCAUCGUCAUGAUUAUCAGGACAGUUAUAUUCAGGAGCACGUCAAGAGUAAACACGAAGAAACUCGACCGGAGAUUAUGAAUUUUUACAAUUCGAAAUACAAAGAGGACGUGGAUAGUUUUAAGACCAAAGAGGGCGUGCAUCAUUUCGCCAAUGCGGAGAGCGAGGAAACCGAUAAAUUUAAGACUGAAAUUCUUGUCAAUAACUUUAUUGAUACGAUUGCGCUUCCGCCCGACAAGAAUACGUCAUCGUCAGAGAAGCUGGUGUCGAGCAGUACGAGUGAACUCUGCAAGGAGGAGGAGGAAGAGGAGAUUUCGUUGCCACUCGUCGGUGAUGGCAAAGAGCAGAUACACGAGGUAGAAUCCAGUAAGACGGAGCAGGUUAAAGAAAAUUCGAACGGCGAUGAACCGAACACGGAUGAAUAUCGAUCGCACUGGGAGAGCGAAGGCGAAGGGGAAACGGAAAUAAUGGCGCAAAGCAAUAAAGCGAACAACUGCUGGGAGAGCGACGAGGAGGAUAAGAUCUUCCCGCCACCGCGGUACGAGUGCAUUCCGAGAACGAAGGACGUCAGCGAGCGUAGUCUGGAGAUGCCGUUGAACAUUAACCUGAGCAGAAGCAAACCGUUGCAGAAAAAGUUCAAUCUGUUCGAGGAUAUUGAAACGAAGAGGAGCGGUUUGUUCAUGGACGAGGCGUGGGAGAAACCAAAGGCCAGAGCAGCCGAUCUCGAGUACGAAGCGUUGGAAAAGGAACGCAGGACUUUGGACGAGGAGCGUAAAAAGUUGGAGAUCGAGAAGCAAAAGAUCGCUGAGAUGGGACGCAGAAUACUAAAUCAAUUGGACGAUAGCAAAGAUGAAUUCAGGGGGGUCGUCACCAAAAGCAACGCCAGUUACAUCAAUAAGAAGUUAAAGACUACGAGAUGGGGAGACAACCCGUUGAAGGUCGUGUCCGAAGAAAUCGCGAAAGGUAAAGAGGAUUUGUUGGAGGAUGAGUACGAGCAGUUCAUGAAAGCUGUCGCGGUGGAGGAGCGCAUCGUCAGCUCCAGCAAUAACAGUUCUGAUGUGAGCGACAGUUCAUCGGAGAGCAGCGCUGAAAACGCAGCCGUUCCUGUAGGUUCGCCUCCUUCGGUCACAUCCACCAACAUCAGCAGCAUCGAUACGACCGGCAUCGAUUUAGAUAAUAGAAAACCCUUAACCUCGAUCGUUUUGAAUCGCAAAACGAACAUAUUGGAUCGCUCCGUAUUUAAGGAAUCGGAAGACGAAGAGGAGGCGGAAGAGGACGACGCAGAAAUGGAGGAGAAAGAGUCAUCGCCUAAACGUCGAAAAGUUUCGGCGUCUCCAUGCAGAGUGGUAGAGGAAAGAGAGAAAGCUUCAAAAGCACCACCGAAACGGAGCGACUGCAUCAAGAAGAAGGAGCACUCGCCGCAUCGUAGACACUCUCCGGUGUCGCGCAGAGAGCAUUCACCAAGGAGACGGGAAUACUCUCCGAAGAGGAGAGCGCAUUCGCCAGUGCGCGGUAGCAAGCGAGGACGUUACUCCUCGCCCAGUCGCUACUCCCCUCCGUCUUCAAGGAAACGUAGAGAUUUGUCGCCGAGAAGAAAACAUUCGCCUCCACGGAGACGACACUCUCCACCUUCCAGAUCGCGUCGCGAUUCAUCGCCUCCAUCGUAUCGUCGCAGGUAUUCGCGUUCGAGCAGCAAAGAACCGUCUAAAACGGAGACGAUUCAGCAAACGUUGCAACGGUUGGCCGGAAUGGAUCAGUACGAGCCAGUCUCAAAAUCGUCGCCGGUCAAUUCACCGCUGGACGGAUUCAAGAGGAGUCUAGCGGAUUCCACCAUCAGUGACGAGCAACUCCUGCAGAACCAGGAGCAGCCCUACAUGGAGCAGCAGUACUACGAACCAGUGAAGACGGAAUCGGGAAUAAUCGGCUCUGGCUCCCCGAAACGCAUUCCCCUUGACGAUCGCAUCAACCAAGUGCUCGGAAUCGACGACAAGGACGAGCACAAACCCAUCAUCACCACAUACGCGUCGCGCCAACAGCAAGCACAACACUACGAAUCGUACAAUUCGUACAAUUAUUGUUAUAAUGAUCAGUUCAAUAACGUUGAUUACGAGCAGAAGGCGUACGAACAUCAAAAUUUGCGAUACAUGACAUCGAAGAAUCAUCCGGAUCCCACCACCAAAGUCGUGCAGGUCGGAAACGUGCUGCAGGUGGUGCCCACCGACAAUUCGUUGCCUCCGAUGCAUAAGCAACAUCAUCAUCUUCAUCAUCACCACCACCAGCAGCAGCAGCAGCAGCAACCCAAGGAAGGGGUAAAAACGGCGCAGCGGAUCGUGCAGGUGGGCAAUAUGCUGCAGAUAGUGCCGACGACGACCACGACAACUGAACUGCCGCUUCCUGUGGAGACGCCGAGGGAGACUUUGCUAGCAACCGUAGCAGCAGCAGCAGCAACAGCACCGUUAUCUCUGCCGCCACCGAUCCUACAACACAAACAAUCUGCUGAAGAUCUCAUGCAGCUGAAGAUUGCAGAGAGGAAGGCAGAACGGGAAAAGCGACGACUCGAAAGGGAGAAACGCAGAAAGGAGAAGGAGCGCAAGAGAAUAGAACGAGAAAAACGGAAGCAGCUUAAGAUAAAGCAGAAGACGGAGGAAAUGAUCAAGAAAGCGCUAUCCAUUGAGACCCCGGUAACGUUGAACGAUGACGAGGAAGAGCCGCAGAUGCAGUGGCCACCUGUCUCGUCGUUGCUAGCCUCCAGUAGCAAAACAACCGGCAAAGGGAUCCUAAUCAGAGGAAAAGAGACUGAGGAGUAUUCGGAGAGGCCGAAGAAGGGCGUCAAGUUUGCGGACGGCAUCAUCCCCGGCGAGGGAACGUCCCCGUCCGGCGGAGAGGAGCUCUCGUCACCGCCACCGAUCGUCGAAAGAUCCAAGGAGAAACGUUUCACGAAAACAAAGAAACCCAAAAUUAGACAUCCAAAGAAGAAAAUCAAAGUGCAAAUCGUGAGGAAACGAAAACGCGAAUCGGACGAAGAGGAUGAGGACGGUCUACCGUUGCCUCCGCCCUCACCGCCACCCGGCUCACCGCCGCCACAUCUCUUUCCGCCACGCAUCAAACCCACGCCCAAUUUCUCUGUACUGCCGCCGAUGGGCCUCAUCUUCAACAGCCAGCAGCCGCCACCGAUGCCCGAGGCGCUGCAGCCCCAAAACUACCCACCCACGUUGUCGUCGCCUCUCCUCAGGCAACCACCCAAACAACUUAAUCACAGUAUUAAGCCACUUCCACAGCAGGUGCAGCCGCCGGGACUCUCCUCGUCCCAUCACGGUUAAACUAUGAUGAUUAUGAAUAUUAUUUCUUA
This is a messenger RNA of Nicrophorus vespilloides, 4894 nucleotides long. RefSeq lists its product as uncharacterized. NCBI's taxonomy places the organism in Eukaryota, Metazoa, Arthropoda, Insecta, Coleoptera, Silphidae. The transcript has 7 exons. The record is from RefSeq and is a predicted model, not a curated record. The coding region runs from base 330 to 4865 and encodes 1511 amino acids.